Molecule: messenger RNA, 903 nt
Organism: Annulohypoxylon maeteangense
Lineage: Eukaryota; Fungi; Ascomycota; Sordariomycetes; Xylariales; Hypoxylaceae
Exons: 1
Coding region: 1-903 (300 amino acids)
Source: RefSeq, a predicted model, not a curated record
AUGGAUGAGAAGUUCGUAGCAGAGUGUCUAACAAAUCUCUUUUCUGUUGCGCGCCAGUUGGUUGGAAGAUGUCAAAAGGUACAGCCGCAUGAGUUUUGGGGCGAGGUCGGAUCACAUCUCGUCUGGGCUCGUGAGCUAAGCGGCUCUGACCUGCUAGACUUUUCCAAUAGAAUUCUUUCCGCCCGAAACGCCUUCAGGUCCAAGGUACAGUUCUACGGGGAGAGCAGAAUGCCUGUCGAAGAGAUCCCCGAAAGAUACCGGACUUGGGCUGACAGCCCCCUACUCCAAGCGAUGCAAGAGUGGACACAUUCCCUCCAUGAGACUUACGGUCCAUUUUCGGAGGAAAGGCAACUAUACUAUCCUCAGUGGCUAGUAGACUCCGAUAAUGAAGGCACUGCCGAAGCAACGCAAGAAAGAUUCGAGGAGCGACUUGAGGAGAUGCGAAGAAUUCGACAGCAACGAAGCGAGCUUAAGGACAAUGAAGGCCAAGAGACUGAAGCUGGAGUUGCUAAUACUGAUGGUCAGGAUGUAGAAAUGGAGGUUUCCGAGGGUUAUAACGAUCCUGACGAUGAGGAUGAUUAUCAGGACGAUUAUGAGGGUGAUUAUGACGAUGGUUACGACGAUGAGGAUGAUGAAGAGGGCUACUAUGAUGAAGGGGACUACUACGACGAAGAGGGCUACUACGACGAGGACGACGACGAGGACGACGAAGAGGACUACGAAAAGGAUGAUGAGCAGGAGGAAACAGAGCACAAGGAUAUCGAGAUGUCAGAUGCUCAGGACAGUAGCCAGGCUGGGAUUUCUGCAGAGCACAAGGAUAUCAAGAUGUCAGAUGCGCAGAACGAUGCCCAAGCUAUCGUCUCCACAAAGGUUUCUGCAGAGCUCCCUUUGCGUCCUCAUUAA